Molecule: messenger RNA, 4587 nt
Organism: Tetrahymena thermophila SB210
Lineage: Eukaryota; Ciliophora; Oligohymenophorea; Hymenostomatida; Tetrahymenidae
Product: zinc carboxypeptidase family protein
Exons: 10
Biological process (GO): protein side chain deglutamylation
Source: RefSeq, a predicted model, not a curated record
UUUUUUUAAUAUUUUUCUUUUAAUUUUUUAACUGUUCGGCAAAAUAGCUUGAUGAUUCAGCUUAAAUAAGAAAGUAACAAAUAAUCAUUGUAUGGCAAAAGAAAUAUGAAUUAAAAUGAAACAAUCAUUCAAAAGAAGUUCAUUUUAAGCAAGUAAUUCAGCGAGGAUCAAGAGGAAGAAGGAUUUAUUGAAGAAAAGGAUUUAUACACAUAUAUUGAGAUACCUAGUUCAAAUCUUAAAUUAAAAGAAAAUAUGAAGCUAAGUGAUGGAGAUGAAUCUGAUGAUGAGGAAGAUUAUAAAAAUUUAAAACAUAGAUUUAGUCUUCAUCUUCCAGAGGCUAAUCCUCUACUAGACAAUAGCAAAUAAAUCAAUUAUGAACCUAAAUUGUUACUCGAUAACAUUACAAUUAAAAAACAAACAUUGGAUUAGUAGACAAACUCAAGUAAAAUAACAAACAACCAAAUUCCAUAAAAUCAGCAAUAAAAGCGAGCCCAAUAAAUGGAUAGAAGCAACUAAGCUUAUUUAUAUGAUAAAUACAUGAAAGACAAUUUAAAUUAUAAAUUGAUAUACUCUAAAUACUCUGAGAAGAGAGAAGAAAGCGAAAUGGAUCAUAAUUUUGCAGGAUAUUACAUAAAUUUAGCAAAUGUAUUUACACUUGGUAAACACAUAUCAAAGGAAUUAAUAGGUGAAACAGAUAUUUUUCAACAACUAAGAGAGAAGCACAAAUAUAAAUCAAUAACUUCAUCCCCUAGAGGCUCUAGUAAUAAUUUGGAUUAAAAUGCCUCUAAUCAUUAAAUCAACUAUCUAAGCGACUAAGAUUAAAUAAUAGUGAGCGAAGACAUACAAGAUGAGCUCGUUAAUUAAUAAGAAUAAUUAGUUUUUGAUAGCAGGUUUGAGUCUGGAAAUCUGAUGUACGCGUUCUAGAGAAGAGAUCCAAAAUAUUCUGAUGAGUAUGAUUUAAUAAUAUGUAAUGAUAUAAAUUCCAAAGGUUAUGCUCAAUGGUUCUACUUUUCUAUUUCAAAAACUAAAAAGGAUAAAACCAUCAAGUUGAAUUUAGUAAAUCAUAGUAAAAAGUAAUCUUUGUUCAAAAAUGGUAUGAAACCUGCUAUUUUCUCUGUCAAGAAAAAUAAAAAUGAGAAAGAAAAAAGCUGGGAAAGAGGAGGAAACAAUGUGAAAUAUUACUAAAAUUAAAUUUUAAAAGAAGAAACUUAUGAUAACUAUUAUUAUACACUUUCUUUUUCAUAUACUUUUGAGUAUGACGACGAUGUUGUAUAUUUUGCUAUGUCCUAUCCAUAUUCUUACACCUAGAUGAUUAACCACUUGAAUACCACCAUAGAAAAAUGCCAAUUAACUUAACCUUUGAUACAGAUAAAAAAGGAAAUUCUUUGUCAUACAAUAUCAAACAAUGCUGUCCCUUUGCUGACUAUAACUAACAAGGAAAAAGAUUAAAUCGAAAAAGGAAAAACUUAAAAUCCACCUAAUGAGAGUAAAUAAAAAAAGAUAGCUAUGCUUAUGGCUAGAUAACAUCCAGGUGAAACUGUUUCUUCAUUCUUGAUGUAAGGUGUUAUUGAUUUUUUGGUUUCUGACUGUGUAGAAGCUAACUUUUUAAGAAACAAAUAUAUUUUUAAAAUAAUUCCAAUGGUAAAUCCUGAUGGAGUUCUUUAUGGAAAUUUUAGGUGUAAUUUAUCAGGAGUUGAUUUAAAUAGAUAAUGGAGUAAUCCAAAUAAGCUCUUACAUCCAACUGUUUAUAGUAUAAAAAACUUGAUUUCUAAAUACCGUUAAUAAGAUUACCAAAUUGAUUAUUUUAUUGAUCUUCAUGGUCAUAGCAAGAAAUUAAAUUCCUUUGUUUAUGCUUGCAAAAUGGAAUCUGAUUAAUAUGCUUGUUGUCUAUUUCCUAUGAUGCUUUCUAAACUUAAUCCUGUUCUACACUACCCCUCUUGCACUUUUGGCUUAGAAUCUUACAAAGAAAAUACUGCAAGAGGAAUAGCUUGGAAUAGUGGGGUGAAUAAACCAAAUAUUUUUACGAUUGAAACUUCGUUUUUUGGCUAUAAUGACAAGAAAAAUGGAGGCAGAGCAACACAUUUUAAAAUUUAGGAUUUAACAAAGCUUGGAGGAGACUUAAUAAGAUGUAUGUUUGCUUAUUACAUAGAAAACAAUGCAGAUGAAUCUCUUAAACAGUAGCUGUAAUUGACUUUGAAAGCUUAUAAACAAGUGAGGAAAAGUGUUAUUAUUUAAGAUAUAAUAAAAAGUAAUAUUUAGUAGAAUAGCAGCAGUUAUCUUUUAGAAGAAGACUCUGGGAGUGAUUCAGAUCCUCUUAUUGAUGAACUUAAUGUAAAAGAAAAAAUAAACAAUGUAAUUGGUGUCAAAAUAGCUAAAUCAAUUGGGUUGAUUAACCAAUCAAACAUGAAUUCUGAAAAUGUUAGUGGAUCUGAAAAAAGUAAAUAGCAACCUUACUAAUAGCGCUAAUAAAAAAGAAACUCUUCUAUUUCUACUAAUUCGACUGGACCUUCUUAGAGGAUCAAAUAAAAAAAUGUGUCUAAGGAUUCUAAAUUAAUUUAAAUACAAAAUUAAAAUUAUGUCAGCAAUUAAAAUAUUAAAAAAAGUCCAAGCUAAAUUAUAAAUUAUAAUGAAAGUCUAAAUCUCAAAGAAGAAGACGAUGACGAAGCUGAUAAUAUCUAAGAAUCAGAUAUUAAUAAUAAGGAUUUCUAAGAAAAGAAGGAGGAUUAGGAAAAAUUAGAUAGAAGCUUAUCAAGUAGAUAGCAGAAAUCUCUUUUAAUUGAGUCUUGUUAGUCAAAUAAUUAAAACUAAAUAGAUUUUAUUGAAGAAAUAGAGCAAGAUAAUAAAUUCAAAGAGAAAAAGUAUCAUGCAAAAGUUAGAAACUAAGAAAGAGAAUAAUAGAGAGAAUAAUGUAUUAAAUUUUUAAAAGAAGAAGUAUAUAAAAAGAGGUUUAGAAUAUCUAAAAACACCCCUUUAACUACACCAAAGUCAUACAACAUCUUAAUUGAUCCUAAAACUAUAAUGAAAUAUAAAUCAAGUAAUAUUGCUGCAUUUCUGCAAAAUUCUUAUGCCAAUAACUACUAUGGAUAUGACAAUACCAACAUAAAUAGCAAUAUUAACAAUACUAAUGAAGAUAAUCAGGGUUAAGAUGCUUCACAUGACAACUCAAUUGACUAAAUUCAUAAGGAAUAAAAGAAAUAAGAUCAGCAUUAGAGUUAGGAUGUUAAUAUUAACUUUCCAAAAAAUAGAUUUCAUCCUUAGAAUGGUUUAAAAGGAGUAAACACAUUUAAGUAGGCAAUCUAAUAAUUAUAAACUGAGGCAGAGUAAAAUUUAUCCUAAGCUAAUUGGUUUAAUCCUUUAAAUCCUAAUGGUUGGUAACAAGACUAAAGUGCAGAAAAACCUAUUAAAAGUGCAAGAAGUGGAAGACUAUAAAGCGCUAUUAAUAGAUUCUCACACUAAAAGCAUGUUGAUUCAAACUCUUAAAUGGUUAUUUAAGGUUAGUAAAAUAAAUAAGUAAUCUAAGAGAGCAAAAUUUAUGCUCAAAACCCUUAGGAAUUAACAUAGUAAAAUUAGCAAGGAGCUAAUACCACUAAUAAUCAUGACAGUUAAUAAGUUAUUUAGAGAUCUAAUAGCACAAUCAAGAAAAAUUAACAAAAUGAGCCAAAUACAUCUAAUAAGAAGAAUGGAAAUUUAAUCAAAAACUUUAGUAAAAUUUUAAAAGAAAACUCUAAAAAAUACAAUUGUGAUACUAAAAUAUUACAUUUAUCAAGAAAUACUACAUCUUGUCAAACAUAAAGAAGGAUUUCUUUUUAGGAAAAAGGAACAAAACUAUAACAAAUACAUCUCAGCCAAAUUGAGUAAAAUGAUUAUUACUCUAAUUAUAAAGAAUAGAAUAGUAAUAUGAAAUCAACAAAUAACUAAAACUAAAACUAAACUACUACUGCUGAAAAAUGUGAAAAUUAAUCAAACUAAUAAGAGAAAUUACCCAAAAAAGUCUUUGGACUUCUGGCAAAAGAUCAAAAUCAAAUUCAAUAGCCAUAUUCAAAUAACAUAAAACUCAUCCCUUAAAGCACUUAGAAUAGCUUUAAUGAAACUUAAACUCCUACUUAAAAGCAUAUAAGAAGUGGUACAGGCUCAGGUAAAAACUAAAGAAAUUCUUAUUUUAGACAAUUUAAGAUGAAUAACCAUAAUAAUCAAAACACAUUAAAUUAAUCUUAAUACUAAGAGUAAUUUAAAAAUUAUUCAUUGAAAAAUAAAAUAUCUGCAAUGAAAUUUAGUUAAUUAUAAUCAAAAAGUGAAAUAAAACAUAUUAUCAACAACUCUUAGUAAAUAUUCAAUUAAUACCAAGAUUUAAAUAACUCAGAUGUACUUCUCAACUCUUGGAACCCAGAAGUCAAUCAUAUAAAACUAAAGGGAAUAUUUUCCUAAAAAUACAACGAAGAAGCUUCAAAAACCGCUUAUCAAACACCUAAAAACUCCUAAGAUAAAAAGUGGUUAACAAACUUGAGUUACUUAAAUUCAAAGGAGAGUUCCUCAAAACAAAUUAAACAAAAUGAUACCUAAUAUAAAAUGGAUGGAAUAAGGUCAUGA